UCAUAGUCACCAUUGAGUGAGCUUCAGGACGCUGCUGGCAUCUCUGCUUGGAAAACUGUUCUGAGAUCUUUGGCUCUCUCAGGCUCCGGCACAUCAUGUGUUUUUUGAAGCAGCCUAAGCACCUCCACGGUCUGAUAGUUCUGCAUUGGCCCUUGAGCUACGUUGCCAUAUUUUGGAUCAUACAGCCAUUGUUCAUUUACCUGCUGUUUACAUCCUGGUGGCCGCUACCAGCACUUUAUUUUGCCUGGUUUUUCCUGGACUGGAAGACCCCAGAACAAGGUGGCAGGCGUUCCAGCUGGGUAAGGAACUGGAGUGUCUGGACCUACAUUAGGGACUAUUUCCCCAUCACGAUCGUGAAGACUAAGGACCUGUCACCUGAGCAAAACUACCUCAUGGGGGUUCACCCCCAUGGCCUCUUGACCUUUGGUGCCUUCUGCAACUUCUGCACUGAGGCCACAGGCUUCUCGAAGAUCUUCCCGGGCAUCACUCCCCACCUGGCCACGCUGUCCUGGUUCUUUAAGAUCCCCUUGAUUAGGGACUACCUCAUGGCCAAAGGUGUGUGCUCCGUGAGUCAGCCGGCCAUCGACUACCUGCUGAGCCACGGCACUGGCAACCUCGUGGGCAUUGUAGUGGGAGGCGUGGGAGAGGCCCUGCAAAGUGUGCCCAACACCACCACCCUCAUCCUCCAGAAACGCAAGGGCUUUGUGCGCACAGCCCUCCAGCACGGGGCUCAUCUGGUCCCUACCUUCACUUUUGGAGAAACUGAGGUAUAUGAUCAGGUGCUAUUCCAUAAGGACAGCUACAUGCACAAGUUCCAGAGCUGCUUCCGUCGCCUCCUUGGUUUCUAUUUCUGCGUCUUCUAUGGACGAGGCUUCCGCCAAGGCUCUGUUGGACUCCUGCCAUACCCGGUGCCUAUCAUCACUGUGGUCGGGGAGCCUCUGCCACUGCCCCAAAUUGAAAAACCAAGCCAGGAGGUGGUGGACAAAUACCACACACUCUACAUGGAUGCCCUGCGCAGACUGUUUGACCAGCACAAGACCCAGUAUGGCUGCUCAGAGACCCAAAAGCUGCUUUUCUUGUGACUGAAUGGGCUGCAUGCCCAAGAGUGAGUGCCUCAGAGAGGAGAAUCAUUUGCUGCUAACCAAAAGGCGGAAAGGGAGAUGGGGGGGACGGCUAUGUGUGCUGGGGGAGGGCGUUCGGCAUUCCUGACUUGCCACAGAGCCCUUAUGGUUGUAGUCCUGAAGAGCUUCUCUCACUCAUUCCCCAGACGGGAUGUCCUGAGACCCCCCCCCCCCAGGCCCAGACACAGGCACACGCCCUGCCUGGCUCCCGACCGGCUGUCCUCUCUGAGCCCAAGCCCCCGGGUCCUGGAGGGCUUAAAGGAUAGCUAAGCAGCCUGAGUAGACACCACUCUUGCUCUUAUUGUUGCCUUAAUGCAUUUUUGAAACUGAGACAUAUUUUGCAUACCAUAGAUUUAACCCGUUUAAAGUGUAAAAUUCAGUAGUAUUUAGUAUAUUCACAGAGUUGUGCAGCCACUACCAUUAUCUAAUUUUAGAAUAUUUUUCAGGACGCCCCAAAAAGAAACCUAGUUAACAUUAGCUGUCACUCCCUAUUCUCCAUCUCCCCCAAGCCUGGCAACCACUAAUCCACUUUCUGUCUCUUCAGAAUUGCCAAUUCUGGACAUGUAAAUGGAAUUGUAGAUUAUGUGGUCUUUUACGACUGGCCUCUCGCUCUUAGAAUAACAUUUUCCAGGUCCAUCCAUCCAUGUUGUAGCAUGAAUCAGUGCUUUAUUUCUUUUUAUGGCUGAAUGUUUCAUUGUACGUAUAUACCAUAUUUUUUUAUCGAUUCACCAGUUGAUGGACUUUUGCGUUGUUCCUACCUUUUGGCUAUUAUAAAUAAUACUGCUAUAAACAUUCCUGUACAUUUUUUUGUGUGGUGAUCUGCGUUCAAAUACAUAGGCUUACCUUAUGUCCACACCAUUAAGCUAACAAGCACUCUUUUCACAUCGAUCAAGGGCAUCUUACUCAGGAUUACUUUUCAAUUGGCAGAGAUCACUUACUCCUCUUGAUGGUCCUCUAACACCAUAAUCCAAAGGUAUCUGCUACC
Messenger RNA from Rhinolophus ferrumequinum (greater horseshoe bat), 2106 nucleotides. It is a transcript of the gene AWAT1, whose product is annotated as acyl-CoA wax alcohol acyltransferase 1. Gene Ontology annotation, cellular component: endoplasmic reticulum membrane. The record is from RefSeq and is a predicted model, not a curated record. Gene Ontology annotation, molecular function: long-chain-alcohol O-fatty-acyltransferase activity. Gene Ontology annotation, biological process: lipid metabolic process. Lineage: Eukaryota; Metazoa; Chordata; Mammalia; Chiroptera; Rhinolophidae. Bases 96 to 1082 code for a protein of 328 amino acids. The transcript has 7 exons.